Racocetra persica is the source of this 1101-nucleotide messenger RNA. The record is from the annotation of a GenBank genome assembly. NCBI's taxonomy places the organism in Eukaryota, Fungi, Glomeromycota, Glomeromycetes, Diversisporales, Gigasporaceae.
AUGGGUCAGCCAGUAAGAGCUUUAAAAAAAACUUUACGCAAAGAGAUGAGUAGCCUUCUUAACCAGAUUCCUCCAGAGAAAAUUGAGGAAGAAAGUGCUAUUGUAGCAGAAAAAGUAAUGUCUUCACAACAAUAUCAGUCAAGUACAUACAUAAGUGUUUAUCUUAGUAUGCCAAAAGCCGAAAUUUCAACAAAAUCCAUAGUCUAUGAUAUAUUUAAUAAAGGGAAAAUAUGUUAUGUUCCGCGUUGGGAUGGAGAAAAUAUGGAAAUGGUUAAACUUGAGUCUUUGGAUGAUUAUUUAUCACUUAAACUAAACAAAUGGGGUAUCCAAGAACCAGACCAUGAUCAAAUUCGAGAUACUGGACUAGCAUUUGAUCUCAAUAGAAAUAGACUUGGUCACGGAAAAGGAUAUUACGACAAAUAUGUGACGAAAUGUCGACAAUGGACUAAACCACCACUAGCUAUGGCUCUAGCCUUAGAUAGUCAAAUAUUAAAAGAUAAAGAUAUUCCAGUGACUAACACUGACCAAAAACCUGAUUUCAUCAUAUCGCCUUACCAGGAUAUUGGACCACCUCGAAGAAACAAUUGGCGUGAGGAAAUGCGUAGAGUUCUUGACCCAAUUCCUUUUGAUCAAAUUAUGAGAGAAAGUGGCAUUGUAACAGAAAGAGUAAUCUCUUUACAGGAAUAUAAAGAUAGCGAACACAUAUGCAUCUACCCUAGGAAAAAAUGUUAUGUUCCAUGUUGGAGCGGAAAUAUUAAUGAAAGGAUGGAAAUAGUCAGACUUAAUUCUUGGCAAAAUUCACCACAUCCACCAGAUAACUUUGACGACGUGGGUUACCUAAAACCAGAUAAUCAACAACGAAAUAAUGCAACUAAAUUGAAUUUAAUUAUAAUACCAGGAAUAGCAUAUGAUCUUGAUGGAAAUAGACUUGGUUAUAGCAAAGAUCCUUACAAUGACUUUUUGGAGAAAUGUCGAACAUGGACUAACCCUCCAAAAAUUAAUAUUCAAAUAUUAAAAGAUGAAGUGCUUCCAGUAACCGGGGUUGAUCAAAAACCUGACUUAGUUUUAUCACCAAAUUAUAAUUUUAGGGGUAGGGAUUAA